Canis lupus familiaris (dog) is the source of this 4377-nucleotide messenger RNA. It is a transcript of the gene NOS1AP, whose product is annotated as nitric oxide synthase 1 adaptor protein. Gene Ontology annotation, molecular function: nitric-oxide synthase binding. The record is from RefSeq and is a predicted model, not a curated record. Lineage: Eukaryota; Metazoa; Chordata; Mammalia; Carnivora; Canidae.
CGGCUCCCGGCUCCCGGCUCCCGGCGCCCGCGCCCCUCCCUCCCCGGGCCGCCAGCCCCUUCCCGCCGCCGCGCCUGGAGGAGCCGGUCCCCGGGUCACCAUGCCCAGCAAAACCAAGUACAACCUUGUGGACGAUGGGCACGACCUGCGGAUCCCCCUGCACAACGAGGACGCCUUCCAGCACGGCAUCUGCUUCGAAGCCAAGUACGUCGGAAGCCUGGACGUGCCGAGGCCCAACAGCAGAGUGGAGAUCGUGGCUGCCAUGCGCCGGAUCCGGUAUGAGUUUAAAGCCAAGAACAUCAAGAAGAAGAAGGUGAGCAUUAUGGUUUCCGUGGAUGGAGUGAAAGUGAUUCUGAAGAAGAAGAAGAAGAAAAAGGAGUGGACAUGGGAUGAGAGCAAGAUGCUGGUGAUGCAGGACCCUAUCUACAGGAUCUUCUACGUCUCUCACGAUUCCCAAGACCUGAAGAUCUUCAGCUACAUCGCUCGAGAUGGCGCCAGCAACAUCUUCAGGUGUAACGUCUUUAAAUCCAAGAAGAAGAGCCAAGCUAUGCGGAUCGUCCGGACAGUCGGGCAGGCCUUCGAGGUCUGCCAUAAGCUGAGCCUCCAGCACACGCAGCAGAAUGCCGACGGCCAGGAGGAUGGAGAGAGCGAGAGAAACAGCAGCAGCUCGGGGGACCCAGGCCGCCAGCUCCCCGGGGCCGAGAGGGCGUCCACGGCCACCGCAGAGGAGACAGACAUCGACGCGGUGGAGGGUCCGCUCCCCGGGAACGACGGCCUGGAAUUCAGCCGAGGGGUCACUGACCUUGAUGCCGUCGGGAAGGAAGGAGGUUCCCACCCGGACCCUAAGGUUUCUCCCCACCCCCAGGAGCCCAUGCUGGCAGCCUCGCCCAGGAUGCUCCUUCCUUCUUGCUCCUCGAAGCCCCCGGGCUUGGGCCCAGGGACGCCGCUGUCCACGCACCACCAGAUGCAGCUCCUCCAGCAGCUCCUCCAGCAGCAGCAGCAGCAGACGCAAGUGGCUGUGGCCCAGGUUCACUUGCUGAAGGACCAGCUGGCUGCUGAAGCUGCGGCGCGGCUGGAGGCCCAGGCUCGCGUGCACCAGCUCCUGCUGCAGAACAAGGACAUGCUCCAGCACAUCUCUCUGCUGGUGAAGCAGGUACAGGAGCUGGAGCUGAAGCUGUCAGGACAGAACGCCAUGGGCUCCCAGGACAGCCUGCUGGAGAUCACCUUCCGCUCCGGAGGCCUGCCGGUGCUCUGCGACCCCACGACCCCGCAGCCGGAGGACCUGCCAUCGCCGCCCCCGGGCGCCGGGCUGAGCGAGCUGGCCCACCCCGCCGGCAGCCCCCUAGGUAGGCGCGACUGCCUGGUGAAGCUGGAGUGCUUCCGCUUCCUGCCGCCACCCGCGGGACCGCUGCUGGGGGGCCUGGAGCUCCUCAAGUUCCGCGAGUCGGGCAUCGCCUCGGAGUACGAGUCCAACACGGACGAGAGCGAGGAGCGCGACUCGUGGUCCCAGGAGGAGCUGCCGCGCCUGCUGAACGUCCUGCAGAGGCAGGAGCUGGGCGACAGCCUGGACGACGAGAUCGCCGUGUAGGGUGCUGCGGAGUGCAGCCGGGUGCAGCCAGGGUGCAGUCGGGGUGCCACGGGGUGCAGCCAGGGUGCAGCCGGGCUGCCGCAGGGUGCAUCUGGGGUGCAGCUGGGCACACUGCCGAGGAUGCCGUGCGGCGGAGGGCAGUGAGGACCCGGGAGGACGAGCCAUGUGGGCUCCAGCCUGGGGCCCCGGAGGGCCUGCGGCUUCAGGAAAGGAUUAGGAUUUGGCUGUGGGGGUCCAGUGGGGGAGAACUGGGACUCCCGGAGGUGAAUGGACCCCUCCCUCUUGCUUGUGACUUCGCGGGGAGGGCAGGCCUUCCAGGGCCCCUGGCUCGGCGAGAGGGUCCCUCCUGAGGACCACCAGGCUGCCAAGGACCUGCUGCCCGCGGGCUGCUUCCUCAGGCUCCUCUGCCCUGCACCUCCUGGGAUGCCCGGUAACCCCCUCCCGCCCCAUCUCCGGGUCUGCCGGUGAAGGGAAGUCAUCAGGAACCUUCUCAGGUCCUGGGUGUCUGGAUAUCGACGAUGCUACCGGUUGCCUAACCCUCCCUUGACCUUACGAAAGGAGUUCCUUCUCUAGGCCAUGGUGGUGAUAGAGGCUGGAUGCUCUGGGUGGGAAGAGACGGGAUGGUGCUUUCGGCGGGAGCGUGGAGUUGGGAUGUGUCACGUCGGGUAAGCUUUUGGAGGAAUUGAAUCUGGACGUUUCUCCAGGUGGAUGUUAAGGGUUGCUUCGGAGGGGGACGGGGAGCUGAAGGUCGUUCAGGCCUGUGCUGGGAGAGCCGUCAACCCGUCCCCUCCCCCUGGGCAGCAGUGGUCAGUUUUUACUGCAAAAAAACAAACAAAACAUCAAACAUAGGCUGGUAGCUGAGACUGUUUCCACUCUUCAGAAUCACUGCCACUUCGGUCAGGGUCCACAGCCGUGUCCCCCCGUGACCCGUCUCUGGGUGCGUGCCUCGAGCACACCUUGUGAAAAGUGCCACGUGCAAUUCUCUCGUCUCUGACCACCCAGGCCUUGUCUGGGGGCGUCCCCCCCCCCCCCCCGGUACCGCGGGCUGACUGUGGCAGGGAGCCCAAGCUCCUUUUUGCCACAGUUAGGCCACGAGCGGCUGUUAGCGGAUUGAAAGAUCGCCUCGAGAGAGAGCUGAGCCACGGCUGGGGUCCCGUGUUCGGGAAGUGAGUCUUUUGCCCGGGAGGACAAGCUACGGACCCAGACAGACGGCAGUGUUCUUGGAGGGUUAGUGGGUAAGGAUGGGGUUACCCAAACCACAGCGGUCUCCAGCCCUGACUUUGCUUUAUGAUCCGUGUAAAUGGAAGCGUAGCCCUUUUCUUAAGCAGCUGGACUUCUUCGAGACUAGAAAGUCCAAAUGCAAGGAAAUACAUAGCUUUACGGCAGCCGUCCUCGGCGCGCCAGGGUCCCGGCAGGAAGAGGAUGCGGUGUGCCCGUGUGUGCGUGCAUGUGUACGUAUAUGCUUGUUUGCCCGUGUGAGGGAGGGAAGGUGUGUACGUGCGCGUGGGUCUGCGAGGAGAGGAUGUGGAGACAGAGAAGAGAAUGUGAAUCUUCGGGGCGUCUGAACGACAGCAGAGUUGUGUUCUUUUCCUAACGUGUAUUUAGUUGGAGGGGGGGGUGGUUUCUUUUGCUGUGUCCUCUCGUUAACCACUGGAGGGAAGUAGGGCCAGAUGCCCGAGGAGGAACCAGGAAGGUGAGAGCCACCGAUGAAGGGGGGUGUCGGGGAUCUGGUGGGGCCGAGCCUAGCCAGCUUCCCAGACCCUCCCCUGGGUGCGGCCUCUCAGAGCCGUAGAAUGUGGAUCGUUCAGGGGAGCGGAGGGUCUGGCUUCUGGAAGCCCCUGCGUGUAGGCGGGAGUGGAGGGUGGAGCCAGCGGCCAGCAGGUGGGUCUGUGGAAUGUGGCGGGAGAGGGCUUGGGGUGCGGGUGGGGGAUGGUUUCUGAAGGGUCUAGAGAAGCUUGCAAAGCGGGAGAAGAAGGGGGGCUUAGGAGAGGGCUUAAAGAAUUUGAAGAGGCGAGUUGUGUGGACCACUGAUUCGGGACCUUUGCCCUCGGAUGCUCCAUGGGGGUCUCCACCUGCCUCAGCCCCGGCCUCCCCCCCCAGAGGGGGCCUUCCCCAGACCACUGGUUUGCGUGUCGGCAUCGUCCCCAGCGGGACCCAAAGCAUCGCACGCCGGGGUGUGGAGAAGGGAGACAGGAUGGAUCUGGGGGCCUUGACGGGUCAGCGGCCACUGGUCAGGAAAGAGAACAUCGCAGACCUGAUUUCCCAGCGACGUCACCCUCUCCUCCUCCCUCCUUGCUUCUCGCUCUGCUCACUCAACUCCUGCUUCCUCUUUUUCAUCCUGCUGCUCUGCCCUGUGCGGAGGACAAGUGGACACCAGGGGGGCGCCCACCUCAGCCUCAGCCUGCCCCGGGGGGCCGGCGGACUCCCGGGCCCGUGAGGCCCCCCAGGUGCAGGGCCAGCGAGGACAGACGGACUGCACACUGGGAUGAAAACGAUACUCCUUGUAUCCCUGCUUCUCUCCGUGCUUCUGUAAAGCCCCCGCCUGGCUUCCCCUCUCCCGGCGGCUCCUGUUCGGGACUUGUGUUCCUUUAAUUUCCCCUCUGCCCACCGCCUCCUCCCACCCCGCUCGGACCCUGAGCCUUCUACUUCUACAACUGUUGUGUCAUUAACUCUGUUGGUUCAACUCUCUGGGAAAAGAUUCUGUUCAUGUUAAGUGCACUUACUCCCUGGAUGUUGUCACUAGUCUAGUGGCUUUUGCUAAAUAAACCUUUCUUAUUUCUAAAAGCUUU